CAGGCGUCCGCCGCCCAGGUGCUGCGCUCCUGCCUGGACGCGGCAGGCGCGGUGCGCGGCGGCUGCGUGCCCGAGCUGAUGAAGUUCGCCGAUCAGCAGCGGGGCAAGCCCGAGCGCCUCGCCGUGCUCCGAGCGCUCGAGCGCUCCGCCUCCGAGGCGCAGCGCCUGUCGCGCUUCCAGGAGCUCGGCGGCAUCGCCCUCGUGCGGCAGUGGCUGGCGGAUGCCUCGGCGGCGGACUCCACAGAGGUCGAGGUCCAGUGCGCCUGUCUCCGGCUGCUGCGGCUGCUGCAGGUGCCCGCCGCGCUGGCCAGGGAGCAGGGCAUGCACGAGCUCUGCGCGAGGCUCGCGGACGGGCUCAGCCAGGCGGCGCCCCUGGCGCUCGCGCUGCUGACCAUGUGGCAGCCACCGGCCGCGCCGGCGGUGGUUCUGCACCGGCCGACGCUCACAGGCGCGCCGCCCGCAAACGUGCGGCAGCAGGCGC
Messenger RNA from Prorocentrum cordatum, 481 nucleotides. The record is from the annotation of a GenBank genome assembly. NCBI's taxonomy places the organism in Eukaryota, Dinophyceae, Prorocentrales, Prorocentraceae.